Molecule: messenger RNA, 1749 nt
Organism: Chara braunii
Lineage: Eukaryota; Viridiplantae; Streptophyta; Charophyceae; Charales; Characeae
Source: the annotation of a GenBank genome assembly
CGUUAUCCACCCUUCGGUAACAUCUAUGGUCGGCCGAAAGGUUACGGACAGAUCAUUUCCUCUCAUCACUGAGACCUUUCUUUUUAAUGAUUGGGCGGAUCUGGCUUGGACCUAUGAACAUGAGAGACACCGUUUGGACCUCAUCUUAAACGGGCAUGUUACUAAGGCGGAGGAAAAAAAGAGAAACGCAAUGAAGGAACGAGAUGGGCUCUUGGAGAGAACCACGAAACUUGAAGAGACUCUAAAGAAGAUCUGGGAUAUUGAGAGGGAGUCGGUGGUGGAGAAUAAGAAAAUGGACGGGGAUGGCUAUGACCCAACACUCAUGGGGAUCAUGGGGGAUGAGGAGGAGGAGCUGAGACUGCUACUGGACAACCAGCCCCCACCGCCACCUCCACCAAGGGGCGAGGGGAUGGAUGGUGGGCGGAACAGGAACAAUGGUUUUAUCCCUAUCGCUUCAGCCCAGUGGGUGGAGGAUAAAGCUAAACGUCAGCAGGAUAGGGUUUGGGUACAGGGUGGUUUCAAUUACCUGGCCCCUAUCAACAUCAAGGGCUGGAAGUUCCUCGCGGAUCUCUCAAAGAACGAGGUUGAGGAGUGUUGGAGGAAGGCCCUGGCCGGGAUUUUGGACUAUGCUAACAACACCCCGCACUUCGGUGGGAAACUUACCUUCCCUAUGCUGAGUGAGCUGGAUCCCACUAAGUGCAUCUACACUAACCCUGUGGUCAUGCAGAAGAUGAUUACUUCGUCCCUCAACCUUGAUAUCAGGAAUCUACGCAAAGUUUGGAACGUGGGGCGCCCGUACCUGAAAUGUAGAUGUGGGUUUAGGAAUGCUCGUACAUGUAAUGGUGGACCAAUCUGGUUCGACCAUGCUAUCUGGUUCCUCCUGGCGAAGCCGGAGAUUGUGAAACCAGAAGCCGGUUCGAAUCGGGUUAGGAUCGCCUUCCUCCUCCAUCACCUGAGGAACUUCUGGAGAGAGCUUGCCAAAGCCUCCGUCAUAUUCAUAUGGAUGCGCGAGGUGAUGCUGAUGGUGCUAUGUAAUCUCAAACGCAAUCCGGAGUUAAUGACUGCGGAUGCCCUCACCGGGAGUACGUUCAAAACCCAUGCCUGCCCGAAAAUCAUGGCCAACCUGAUCCUCCCCACUCGGAUCACCCCGGGACUUCCUGCUCCGAAACUCCCGAACCUCGAGAAGAGGAAGAACAGAUCCCCUAUGGGGGCCAGAAAUAAAAGGGUCAACUCUGCAUCUCCCCGACAGCACACCUUGUUGAAUACGUUCAGAAUCGCACCAUCUCCCGUUGGCGCCUCUUCUUCAAGUCCCGCUAGCAUGACCAGCAGUCAGCGAUCUGCAAUCGUAACUGAAAGCCACGUAAGCGGCACCGCGGACACGAGCAACUUGACCAGGAAGCGCAAGAACCAGUUCUAGGUAAUUCAACGAAUAGCUAAGGUAGAUAGGGAGAGAGAUACAUAUACACACACACAUAUAUAUAUAUGUAUAUAUACAUAUAUAUAUAUAUAUAUAUAUAUUUAUACACGCUCACACACACAUGAAUAUAUAUAUAUAUAUAUAUAUAUAUAUAUAUAUAUAUAUAUAUAUAUAUAUAUAUAUAUAUAUAUGAGGAUGCUUCUGUAUGGAUCUCACUCUUUCUCCCCCACACUCUCUCUCGUUCUCCCCCUUUCCAACAGAUGUCGAAUUUCCUGGAGUCCUCUGAAGGUGAUAUUCGAGAGCUUGCUUACCAACUGAUUGCACCCGAAAGG